This is a messenger RNA of Pseudomyrmex gracilis, 3562 nucleotides long. RefSeq lists its product as uncharacterized. Bases 600 to 2843 code for a protein of 747 amino acids. The record is from RefSeq and is a predicted model, not a curated record. Gene Ontology annotation, cellular component: membrane. The transcript is spliced from 12 exons. Lineage: Eukaryota; Metazoa; Arthropoda; Insecta; Hymenoptera; Formicidae.
AUUCUGCAAUCUGUAAUUUAUCUUUAUUUUUUUUUUCUUUUUGAUAAAACAUAUUAUCGUUUACUCGCAUACAUGCAUGUCAUCUCUUUAAAAGAGUGCAAAAUUACUGUAAUUAUCAUUAAUUCGUUACGCCAAUGAGCACGACGAUGACGCAUCCAUAAAAUACGAAUGUGUGGAACUACAAACUCUACCGAGAAUUACUGCUUCUCUGCACAAAGCAAGUUCCACGUUUCUCGGAAACUAAUGUGAUCGAAGGGGCAAGUUUCACGUUACACGGUGACUGGAUAAACGAAUUGAUUUCUACACAAUGAUAAUCUUUGUAACGCGUAUCAGAUCAAGCGAAAACUGGAUUCAAUCCUUCCACGCAGGAGUAUGUGGAUCGUGGAUUUAUAAUAUCAACGACGGGCGGUUCUGCGACGACGGCAUUGCCAUUCUGUCGGGAAACUUCUCUGCGACAGAGAACGAAAUCGCUCAGGCGCAAGCAGAAUGAACGCGACGCGAUGGAGAUAAGCAAUCAGUUAACGGACUAGACAACCCCCCCAGGUUGUCCCAAUUGACUCGCGAUCAUCCCUUGAGUAGACGAACUUAGCUUGUUCACAAUGGCGACGGCGACGACGACGGAGAAAACGGAGGACGUGGAGAAGAAGGACAAGAAGGAGAAGGACAAGAAGGAGAAAGAGAAGAAGGACAAGAAGAAGGAGAAGGACGCGCCAAAAGAAAAAGAUCUCCCGAAGAAAAGAUUCAUCAAUACAAAUCUGAUAUCGCUCAAAUGUCUUCUUUUCGUCUUUUACGCCGGCAUCGGCAGUCUCUUCCCGUUUCUUCCGUUGCACAUGACAAAAAUGGGUCUGAGCAUCGAGGAGGUGAAGUUCGUCUCGAUAGUCUCGCCGGCGGUCUCGAUACUGGGACCGCUCGUUGUCGGAAUGAGAGCCGACACGUAUUUGAGCUCCGGAUCGUCGAACGGAUGUAGCUGCAAGUACAGCGUUUACCUGCGUUUAACGAUCGCCUACACCUGCCUCUCCUCGGCGCUCUUCUAUUUUCUGCUGCUGGAUCUCCUACCGCUUCACCUGCUCUCGGCCGAGAAAGCCCAUCCGCCGAACGUAAUCUUCGGAUGUAACGAAAACAGUUCGAUGGUGCAGCAAGAGAGAUGCGUGAACCAAUGUCACCGCUGGCCCGGCGAAGACAGCGAAACGGGCACGAUGUUGCUGCAAAAUUGCAGCUACGUAUGCAUCCCGCACACCGUGUUGGACAUUCAACAAAAGGACAUCGACACGUUUCGAAUCACCGUUAACAUUGAGACAGACUUUAACAAGAGCAGUGGCGAUAACGUCGCGCUGCUGGACACCGAAUUUGACAUGAAGGAAGAAAUGAAAAAAGCUCAUCGCUUCGUGAUCAAGGACGAACCGCCGCAUUUGUGUUACGAGGAUGACAAUUAUAACGUAAUCUGCCAUGUUUACACCGAAUAUUCGAACGUUCUGCCGAUAAACGGCACUCUCGGACAAGCGUUAAAUCCCGACGACGAGGAGAAGUAUUGUCUGUAUCCCAUGAUCGAGCGUUUCUUCUGUCGCAUAUCGCCUGUACUGGAAGCCAGAAGGAUCAAGUACAACGAGACCUGUUUAGUUAUGUGCGAUCUGGUUGACCCGUACACGCACCCGGGCAGCGUGCUGAAGACCGCCGGCGACGACUGCAGCGUGCUGGAGGCUAUUACAGGCGGUUGUAGUAUUUUCUCCGUAGGCUGGGCGGAGAAGGCGAGGUUCUGGAUAUAUCUGGCCGCGCGCUCGAUCGCGGACACCAGCUCGAUGGCCGCGUUGACUCUGAUCAACGCCGCGGUGGUAAUCGCGACCAGAGAAACGUCGUGCGGUCGCGGCGACGUCGGACGUCAAUUGGCGUUCGGUUUUCUCGGUUUCGCUCUCAUGGGAUCGUUGAGCGGCUAUCUAAGCACAUUGACGAUCGAUGUGUGGCCACCUUACGUUGCGCCGCUUCUUCUCCACAGCGGAAUGAUGCUCCUUGCGGUUCUCAUCGUUCUGUUGGCGUGCGGCAUGCCGCUCACUCGUCCCGAACGUUAUUGGCACACAAGAAACGGCAUGCUAGCGCUACCACUAAGCGCCAUCAAACGUUACGGCAACGAGAUCUUCGUUCUGGUUCUCAUUUUGAUAGUGUUGGGAACCUUUUGGAGCGCGAUGGACAGCUACCUGCCUUUAUAUUUGCAAAAAUUAGGAGGCGAUGAUCUGACUAUCGGUAUCACUAUGACCGUCGGUGCUGUACCGACGUUCCUGUUCCUUUGGAAGUCUGAACAUCUUGUGGAUUACUGCGGACACAGUAACAUCUUCAUCACUGCUUUCACAGUGUACAUACUAAGGUUUAUCAUACUGAGUGUCAUGACGGGACCUUGGUGGUCUCUAAUCUCGGAGGCUCUAGAAGUAUUCACGUUAGGAAUAAUGUGGGUUACUGCCAUCCUGUACGUCAGACAUUUGCAACCGCGUUAUUGGGUUGUGACUGCCCAAGCAAUGCCUGUGAUAGCUCAUUUCUGCGUCGGUCGAUGCCUCGGAGCCGUCAUCGGUGCUUACGUUAAGUUCGGCGACGAGGAUAUCGUGCACUCGUUGGGAAUCGUGUAUCGUUACAUGGCGAUAGCGGCGACCGCCGUUGCCAUCCUGUAUUUUAUAUUGUAUCAUGGUCUAGUGAAGCCGAGAUGUUAUACAAACGCCGUUAAAAAACCUCGCCAACCUCCAACUAUUGUGCAAGCUACUAUAAAGGAUCCUGAAUUGAUGAUGAAUGGAAAUGGAAAUUACACGCCGCUGAGAGUAUACCAUAAUGGAAAAGGCAGGAAAGGCCAAUUUCGAUACUAGAAGUUAUCUAUAAAGGAUAUGAAGAAUUCUAGGAACAACACUGAUUCCACAAAUGCAACGUAUAAACAUCAUCGGUACCGAAACGUCAAGCCGACAACGUGUGCUCUCAACAUGUAUUUUCGCAGUGCAUUUAUUGUUAAUUUUAUUUUAAGAUAACCCGAGACAUUAAUAUUAUUUCUGUUUCUUAAUGUUAUUAUUUAUACAAACCAGUAUCGUACAAAAACUUGCUCAAAUAUGUUCCAUGAGCUACUCUUUGUAUUCAUAAAAACAAAAAACAAACUGCCACGAUAGUAAAAUAACAUAACGCAAAAUGUAAAAAAAUUUUCGUAUCAGAGAGAUAAAAAGAAAAAACAUUUCUUUUCUGUGCAUAAAGUUACAGAUGUCUAUAACACUUUGCUUCAAGUUUCUAUUAAGUUUUGUACAAAUCGCUAGAUUCGUAAUUCGCGAAACAUUGAUGAUUAAAUUUCUACGGCAAAAUCAUUAACAGCGAAACAUGUAUGUCUUUUUACGUAAUAUGAGCCAAAUAGAUAUCAGUACACUAAAAGCAAAACUACAUGAUCAGAUAAAUGUUAUAUUUCUGUGUUCUCUGAUAUAUGUGUAUGUGAUAAAACAAAAAAAUGAAAUAAAAAACCAUUAAAGAGAAACGAUUUGCUGUAACUGUUAUUUUGUUAAGGAACAAUUAUAUAUGUGCCUCGUUUGUUUAUGUUUUUAUAUUCAGA